Messenger RNA from Carica papaya (papaya), 744 nucleotides. RefSeq names its product large ribosomal subunit protein eL27x-like. NCBI's taxonomy places the organism in Eukaryota, Viridiplantae, Streptophyta, Magnoliopsida, Brassicales, Caricaceae. Gene Ontology annotation, molecular function: structural constituent of ribosome. Gene Ontology annotation, cellular component: ribosome. Gene Ontology annotation, biological process: translation. The record is from RefSeq and is a predicted model, not a curated record.
CGAAGCCACCUGCUAUUAGAAAGGGAAAAAGAAACCCUAUUUUUAGGAUAUAAAAGAGAGUCGAAGCCGAGAGAGAGAGAGAGAGAGCCCGAAAAUGGUGAAGUUUCUGAAGCAGAACAAGGCGAUCAUCCUCUUGCAGGGCCGCUAUGCCGGACGGAAGGCGGUUAUCGUCAAAUCCUUCGACGAAGGAAACAGAGACCGUCAUUAUGGCCACUGUUUAGUUGCAGGGAUAAAAAAAUACCCGAGCAAGGUUAUCAGGAAGGAUUCCACCAAGAAGACCGCCAAAAAAUCCAGAGUGAAGGCCUUCGUCAAGCUCGUGAACUAUCAGCACUUGAUGCCUACUCGUUACACCUUCGACGUUGAUUUGAAGGAUGUCGUCACAGUCGAUGCUCUUCAAUCUAAGGACAAGAAGGUGACUUCUCUUAAGGAGACCAAGGCCAGGUUUGAAGAGAGGUUCAAGGCUGGAAAGAACAGGUGGUUUUUCACCAAGCUCAGGUUUUGAAUCGUUGUUUUGCUUCAGUUUUAGAACUAGAUUUUAUGGAGAUGAUCGAACAACUUUUUUCCGAACUUGUUGGAUCCAUGUUUCUUGAGUUUAUGCCUUUUGAAUUCUGUAAUGCUUCUGUUUUUUGGCAUUAAUGCGUUAUUCAUUGCAAAAGUAACUUAUUUACUUCCCUUUUAUGUCUAUUGCUUGAAUUUAGACUCUGUUACUUUCCAGUGAGAAAUACAUUUGAAUAUCGGAUCCAA